Messenger RNA from Acanthaster planci (crown-of-thorns starfish), 2746 nucleotides. It is a transcript of the gene ercc8, whose product is annotated as ERCC excision repair 8, CSA ubiquitin ligase complex subunit. Gene Ontology annotation, cellular component: Cul4A-RING E3 ubiquitin ligase complex; nucleotide-excision repair complex. The record is from RefSeq and is a predicted model, not a curated record. NCBI's taxonomy places the organism in Eukaryota, Metazoa, Echinodermata, Asteroidea, Valvatida, Acanthasteridae. Gene Ontology annotation, biological process: transcription-coupled nucleotide-excision repair; proteasome-mediated ubiquitin-dependent protein catabolic process; protein polyubiquitination. Gene Ontology annotation, molecular function: protein binding.
GUUUGGUUCUUUUCAAAAUAAAAACCUUGCUGAAUUAGUGUAGUUCAAAUUAAUCUUGAAAAAGGACAUCAUGGCGGCGCCCAUGGAAAGUAAAUUUUCGUUUCAGUUGCGGGGAACUCGUGUUGCAACUUUAUCAUGGUUAUGUUGCAAUAAUUGGUCGUGUCAGUCAUGAACUUGAGCGUUUGGCUUUUAGGCAACUUUGUUGUGAAUCGUUUAGCGUCGCGUUUUUAGUUUGGCCUUUUAGGAUAAGAAUGUUGAGCUUUCUUGAAAGUCGGCGAAAUGGGACCAGGAAACCGGAGUCGAUGGUUCGCGCUGAAGUGACGCGCCGAACGUUUUGUCUGGAGUUAAGUAAAGGAAGAGAUGUGCAACGAAUCCAUCAGAGUGGUAUAAAUACACUUGACAUCGACCCUACUGAAGGAAGAUACCUGCUGUCUGGAGGAUCUAUGGGCGUCAUAGCUGUGUUUGAUAUUGAGGCAGUACCAGCAGUGAAGGAAGUUACUUGUGAAGCAGUGUGCACAGUGGGAAGGUCAAACAAGCAUGUCCACAAGCGGAGCGUGGAGACAGUUCAGUGGUACCCCCAUGACACCGGGAUGUUUACGAGUAGCUCCACUGACUGCCUGCUCAAAGUCUGGGACACCAAUGCCCUGGUCCCAGCAGAGACAUUCACCAUGGACAAGCCCAUCUAUAGCCACAAUAUGUCACCCAUUGCUACCAAGCAUUGCCUCAUUGGAGUGGCCUCGCAGAGUUCCCACAUCACCCUUUGUGACCUCAAGACCGGGUCAGCCACCCACAUCCUGAAGGGUCAUCGGGCAGCCGUCAUGUGCCUCAAGUGGUCUCCCAAGCAGGAGUUUCUCCUGGCAUCGGGGAGUCAGGACAACAAACUGUUGUUGUGGGACGUCCGUAGAGCCAAAUCCUGCUUGAUGGCCCUAGACCAACACAAUGGGGAAGCAGUGGGCCAUUCGUCUGCCGCUGUGCGUACAGCUCACAGCGGACACGUCAAUGGUCUGAGCUUCACCGAUGAUGGCUUACGCAUCCUAAGCUUUGGUACCGAUGAUCGGCUCCGCCUGUGGGACGUCGCAACUGGCAAGAACACGUUGGUCAAUUUUGGCAAAGUCACAAACGACGGACGAAAAAAUGUGAAAAUUGCCAUCUCGUCAGGAGCGGUGCCCGACGCAGCCUUUGUACCCAACACGGCCGACGUGGCUGUGUUUGACCUUCACAAUGGGGAGCUUGUGUAUGAUCUGAAGGGUCACUAUAGCAACGUUAACUGCUGUGUUUUCCAUCCGCUAUUUCAGGAACUCUACAGUGGGGGUAACGAUAGUAAUAUUCUCCUUUGGGAGCCGGACGAAGGAAGGGUGGUGGAUCUCGGAGAGGAGAAAGAAGAAAAACAGAAGAAGGGACGCACAUUCUAUGGGCAGACUAUGACUGCUACCGAGGACACCUGGAGCAGCGAUGAAGAUGGCUGAAGAUGACCCAAUGACUGCUUGUCGUCAGUAGCAGUGUAGCAGGCUAAAAAAUAAACAGGUCAUCCUGACGUGUUCAGUACUCAGCCAGUGACGCGGGGACUGUGCCUACCCACAGCGCCCUGUGGUGGCAGCAGAGAGCAACGACGCAUUUUGGAUUCACGUGUGUCGGCCGUGGUCAUGCAACAAAGUGAUGCUGGGAACAAUAGGAGGAUUCAUCUACAGUUUGAAAAUUUAAAUUUAUUCAAACAACAGGAAGACAAUGAGAAUGGAUCACACUUGUCAACCCAAACACAGUUCAAACCAAGGCCACAGUGGUACAUAGACGAAAAAUCCCGCCCCCCUCCUUGUUCCAGCAUCCAUGAAAAAUGAAUAUUCAGGCAUUAGUGUCUCUCUCUCUCUCUCAGACUGAAGACCUGUACCUUAAAUGACACAGAGUGGAAUAGUGGUAGAGCACUGUCCAACAACUUACCCCAAUUAAGUUUGUCUGUACGACCAGGAAAAUUUAGUGCCGUUGUCAGAACCAUAGGGCACGUGGGGAGGUGUAUUACAUCACGGCAAGUGCAUUGAAGAGCAUCAGAAAGCAGCUUGAAAUCAGAUUCAAGAGGUUCUUUUUCUGUGCUCAUCACUUUGUGGAAAUGCUUAAGUUUCUAUGUGGCCUAGAUUUUGGUCUCUGUUAUUUUAGCAAUGACAUUAUGUAACAGAUAAGACCCAUGCUUUUCCCCCAAUUUCCUUAGUAUUACACUUCACACCUUCUAGGCCCGAGCAAAGUGAUGCUAACUACAUCACUGUUGAUUGGGAAUCAGGAAAAGCUCUAUACUUCACACUCUGCCCUUUUAUCUUUCCUUCAUUUUAAUAAAUGUGUAUUUCUUUAAUAAUCAAGUUUGUAACAGGAUUCCGUAAUGAAAGAGCUUUCGGUAUCAUCGUGGACUAAAUGAUAUUAAUUUUUGUAAAUGGUACAUGUAAUGCUGUGAUUUCACAACAUCUGUAUUAAGAAGCUUGGGUCGAGAAAGAGGAGACACUGAAGUGAUUUUAUGUAGAAACACCAGAUUAAGGACCCAUUUUCCUCAAUGAUGCGGGAUCACCAAAUGCCAGUCAUAGAGGUGACACAAUGGGGAGACGACCGCAAAGGAAUACAUUGCAACACAAGUUCCUUGCAAGAAGUUAUCCCCGCUGGACAUCAUGGAAACUGGCCACAGUAGAAGUUCGUCCUCGUUCCUUUCAGAACACUUCUUGUUUCUGAUGGUUUGGUGCAGUAAAAUAAAAGCCACAACAAAUGGAAA